AUGGCCUUGAACGGCUUCACUCUCGACUAUCCUGCCUCCAGCCGCGAUGAAGACCACAAUCCGGGGGUGUCUGCCCACAUCCCGCCUCCGCUCACAUCACAAGAGUCACCGUACAUGGGUUUUGCCACCCCCCACGUCGGCAACUAUGCUUUCAACAUGUUGCCAGAGGGGAGUCUGCCAUUGCAGAACUUCGACAGGCCCGAACCUCAGCCCGAUCUUGAAGGCCGCAUGUCCAACGUGAUGUUGGCCUACGACUCAAUGCCCAUGAACCUUGACGCGAGCAACGCUUUUGCCUACGACGGGUCAGCCACCUACCCCGCGACAUCCAUGGGAAUCACCUCCCAGAUAGAUCCGGCACAGUUCCAUCCCACCUACCCGUCAUUCCCGCAGUCGAUGCCAAUCAAUCAAUACCCACAGCAAACGGGCGUCCCCCCCGGUCUCAAGGAACUUUAUACCACCGGCACUAAUUCCACGAACAGCUUUGAGGAUUCCGACUUUUCUCGGGCCAGCGAUCCUUCCCAGGUAAAGCCACAUGCUGCGCGGUUCCAGGGGCGCCAGGGGCUCCAGCAAACUGCACCUGCGGCACCACGGGCCCCGCAACCGGUCCCAAUCCAGCCCAAGAAGCCCGUCGCCCCCAGAGUAGCGGAUCUGUCACCGGGGCUGGUCAAACCAGAUACCGCCAAGUCUGAACACACGGGAAUUUAUUCGAGCAGUGGUUUCGAUGUCUUGGGCGUCCUGAGCUUAACAUCGGACCAGGGCCGAGUGGCAAUGCGACCGAACCCUAAAAUCAACAUCGGUGCUGUUGAUCUCUCCUGCGCUUUUGUACUCUGUGACAUUCUGCGUGAAGACCAUCCAAUUGUAUAUGUCUCGGAAGCCUUCGAACGGUUGACAGGCUACACCAAGGACGAGAUUGUUGGCCAAAAUUGUCGAUUUCUACAGGGACCUGACGGCAAAAUUGAUCCUGGUAUGCAAAGGUCCUUCGUUGACGGGCAGACCGUCUACCGUCUCCGGUCAACCAUCGACGAUCGAAGCGAGAUCCAGGCCAGCCUAAUCAACUACCGCAAGGGUGGACAGCCUUUCAUGAAUCUUAUCACGAUGAUUCCCAUACAGUGGGACUCGGCAGAGUAUCGAUUUUAUGUUGGGUUUCAGGUCGAUUUGGUGGAAAAGCCCGACGCUGUGACGAGGAGAAAUCCCGGUAGGUUAUUCGGCCCUUGUUUGCGUCGUGCAUUAUCGCUUAUCUGCCUUCUUCGUAUAGAUGGUACCUACAGCAUCAAUUACCAGCGCGAUCAACUGCCUCAAUAUGUCGUCCCACCGCCAGAUGUGUACCGGGUACGACCAGACUUGGCCACUCAAUUCAGCCAUGAUGAAGUGACCGCCAUCCUUAACGCUGCGGGUGCACCCGGUCCCGAGGUCUCACGACAAUACCUUGAUCGUAUUCUGGUCGAGAACUCAGACGAUGUAAUCCAUGUGCUUUCUUUUAACGGCGAGUUCUUAUAUCUGUCGCCGUCGUGUCACCGGAUUCUGGAGUAUGAGCCCGCUGAGCUGAUCGGCAAGACGUUAUCAUCUAUCUGCCACCCCAGUGAUAUUGGUCCCGUGAUCCGUGAUUUGCGGGCCAGCACGACCCCUUCCCCGGUGAGUGUGGUAUAUCGUAUCCGACAAAAGUAUCGAGGAUAUAUAUGGGUUGAGAGCCACGGGGCAUGGCACAUCGACCCAAACCAAGGACGGCAGUAUCUGGUUAUGACUGGGCGCCCGCGACCCGUGUACUCGCUGGACCAGGUCGCUCGCCUGGGGUCAUCUGCCGCAUUGGCUGAGAACGACAUUUGGGCCAAGGUUUCUCUAUCUGGCGUUAUUCUGUUUGUCACUUCCAAGGUGAAACCGGUUCUGGGUCGCUCGCCGGACGACCUGAUUGGCAAGGGUUUGCAGGAGCUGAUGGAUCCCGAGAUGGGUCCCAGAGCAAUCACACAAGCCCUGGAGGCUGCAGCCCGUGGUCAAAAUCCUGGAAAUGGCCCAGGCAGAAGUAGCACGGGCGAGCCUCCCUCUUUCCGUCACCAGAUGCGCCACAAAAAAGGCCAUACACUUUCUGCACACACAACCCUAUACACCGGAGACUCCUCGCAUGGAACCAAGCCGUCAUUCUUUGUUGCACAAAUCCGAUUUGCCCGAUCCAUACCGCCCUCAAACACAGCGGCCGCCACGGCCGAGGACCAAGACCUCGCUAGCGUCCCCGGCAGUGCCCGAAAUGCCACCCUCACCACCGAGGAUGCCAACCCGCCCCGCCAAUAUGGAGCCUUGGGUCAACGCAUGCCCGACUUCUCAACCAUUAUCGGCCUCAACGGGUUGCCCACAGGUAACCGCAGUCUUUCACCGUCUGCCAACCCCGCGACUCUCUUCACCGAGCUCAAUCCCACUCGUGGUUCCAGCUGGCAGAUCGAACUGCGUGAGUUGGAGAAGCAAAACCGGGGCCUGUCAGAUGAGCUGCAACGCCUGCUAAGCCGGCGGAAGAAGCGCAAGCGCAAGCAAAGCACCAUAUCGAUCGAUAAAGCGUGUGCCGUGUGCGGCACGAAAAACACCCCCGAGUGGCGGCGUGGACCAAGCGGGAACCGCGAUUUGUGCAAUAGUUGUGGUCUGCGGUGGGCAAAGCAGGUCCGCGGUCAAGCCCAAGCGGCGGCAUCGGCCGGGGAUGGAAAUGGGGCACGCGACGUCUGA
Penicillium alfredii is the source of this 2706-nucleotide messenger RNA. RefSeq lists its product as uncharacterized. Gene Ontology annotation, cellular component: nucleus. The record is from RefSeq and is a predicted model, not a curated record. Gene Ontology annotation, biological process: regulation of DNA-templated transcription. The coding region runs from base 1 to 2706 and encodes 901 amino acids. The transcript is spliced from 3 exons. Gene Ontology annotation, molecular function: sequence-specific DNA binding; protein binding; zinc ion binding. NCBI's taxonomy places the organism in Eukaryota, Fungi, Ascomycota, Eurotiomycetes, Eurotiales, Aspergillaceae.